Molecule: messenger RNA, 2454 nt
Organism: Lasiosphaeria miniovina
Lineage: Eukaryota; Fungi; Ascomycota; Sordariomycetes; Sordariales; Lasiosphaeriaceae
Product: P-loop containing nucleoside triphosphate hydrolase protein
Exons: 1
Coding region: 1-2454 (817 amino acids)
Biological process (GO): transmembrane transport
Cellular component (GO): vacuolar membrane
Molecular function (GO): ATP hydrolysis activity; ABC-type transporter activity; ATP binding
Source: RefSeq, a predicted model, not a curated record
AUGACCGGCCUUAAUGUCGCCUUCUACCUGUACCCAUGCGGGCUGUUUGCGACUCUGGCGGCAUCCGAGUCAAUUGACUACUUCCGCACGCGCGCCCGGCGCCAAAAGAGCGCUGGCCCCGGCCCUGCCGAAGCCGCGAGUGCCAACGACAAAGCCGCCGACGCAACCCGCCGCCUGUACGCUCGCCUAAUCUGGCUGUGCCAGGGGGUGUUGGCCAUCUUGCUCCUCCCUUCCAUCGUCCUCGUCAUUCGCGAUGCUGUCGCCGGGCCGCAGGUCGGCGGUUUCCCCUACAGCGCCUACCUGGCUGCCCACGUCGCCGUGAUGCUCUACUUCCUCGCCGGCCUGCUCCCCAACCCCGACGGCCCGUGGUCGCCCACUGCUUCCCACUGCUAUUCUUGGCUGGUCGGCGCACUGCUCGAGGCGGUCAUCGCAGCCCUCUUCGGCAUCCAGCGAAGCCGUAUCGACGCGCCGCCAGAGCUCCUCGACGCCUUGGCCGCUCUGGGCCUGGCCCGAAUCGCCGCCUUGGUUGUCAUGAUCGCCCUCCUGGUGCGCCGCCAGUACGCCCUGCGAUCUUCCCUCGCUUCUUCGACUCCCGGCGAGCGCCAGGGGCUUCUUGAAAACGGCCACGCGCCGGCCCGACCGAAGCCGCGAGACGCCCAGGACUCGGGGUGGCUCGACUACAUCGCCGGAUUCCGCGUCCUUUUUCCCUAUCUGUGGCCCAAUGAUUCCCGCCUGUAUCAAGCCGUUGUCCUGGUAUGCUUGGUGCUGCUGAUCUGCCAGCGUGUCGUGAACCUGAUGGUGCCGCUGCAGCUGGGCGUGCUGGUCAAGUCCCUCGGGUACGGCCGCAUUCCGUAUCGAGACAUGGUUCUUUACGUCGUCUACCGGGCCCUGCAGGGCAACCAGGGCGCCAUCGGAGCCGCCCGCUCCGUCCUUUGGAUUCCUGUCUCGCAAUCUCUCUUCCGCCGCCUGUCGUGCGCCGCCUUCGAGCACGUGCUGGGCCUCUCCCUUGACUUCCACCUCAGCAAGAAGAUCGGCGAGGUCACCAGCGCCCUCAGCCGCGGCGCUGCCAUGAACAGCUUCCUCGAGAACUUUGUCUUCCAGGUCUUCCCCAUGAUCUUUGACAUCUUUGUUGCUGGCGUCCUGUUCUUUGUCAAGUACGACGCCUUCUACACCAUCAUCGUCUUCUCCAUCAUGUGGUCGUACAUAUUCCUUACCAUCUACAUGGCCAAGUACCGUGGACGCGCCCGGAGGGACAUGGCUCUCAAAUCGCGCGAAAUGGACGCCGUCAAGACGGACGCCAUCAUGGCCUACGAGACUGUUCAGCACAACUGUGCCGUCGGCCCCGAGACGGAGCGUUUCAACGGCCACGUCGUCAUCUACCAGAGGGCCGAGCGGCUGGUCCUGUGGUCGCUGAACGGGCUGAACCUCACGCAGAGCUCCAUAUUCUCCGUCGGCACCGCCAUGCUCGUUGCCGUAUCGGCCUACAAGAUUUCGAAGGGCCAGCAGACCGUGCCCGAGUUCGUGACCCUCAUCGCCUACUUCACGCAGCUCCAGGCCCCCCUGAACUUCUUCGGCACCUACUACACCAUGCUGCAGAACAACCUGAUCGAGGCGGAGCGCAUGCUAGACCUGUUCAAGGAGACGUCGGGCGUCGUCGAAAAGCCCGACGCCACCGAGCUCGUCAAUCCUAGGGGCGAGGUCGAGUUCCGCGACGUGAAAUUCGCCUACCAAGACAAGACCAAGCCCGCCCUCGACGGCAUCAGCUUCAAGGUGGCCCCCGGUACCAAGACGGCCAUCGUCGGGGAGUCGGGCAGCGGCAAGUCGACCUGCCUCAAACUCCUCUUCCGCUUCUACGACGUCGACGGCGGUUGCAUCGCCGUCGACGGCCACGACAUCCGCGACCUGCAGCUCGACAGCCUGCGGAGGGCCAUUGGCGUCGUGCCCCAGGACACGGUGCUGUUCAACGCGACCAUCAUGUACAACCUGUUGUACGCCAGCCCGACGGCGACCGAGGCCGACGUGCACGAGGCCUGCAAGGCGGCCAACAUCCACGAGCGGAUCAUGGAGUUUCCGGACCAAUACGAGACCAAAGUAGGAGAGCGCGGCCUGAAGCUGUCGGGCGGUGAGCGGCAGCGCGUGGCCAUCGCGCGCGCCAUCCUCAAGGACGCGCGCAUCCUGCUGCUCGACGAGGCCACGGCGUCGCUCGACUCGCACACGGAGCGCCAGAUCCAGGACGCCCUGGAGCGCGUCACGCUCGGCCGCACCACCGUGACUAUUGCCCACCGCCUCUCGACCAUCACCACAUCGGACCAGAUCGUCGUCCUGCACAAGGGCAGCAUCGUCGAGCGCGGCACCCACGAGGAGCUGCUCGCUCGGGGCGGGCGGUACCACGCCAUGUGGGAGAAGCAGACGACGGCCGAGAAGCAGAAGACAGAGAAGGCAAGCGACGUGUGA